Penaeus monodon (black tiger shrimp) is the source of this 2311-nucleotide messenger RNA. RefSeq names its product citramalyl-CoA lyase, mitochondrial-like. Lineage: Eukaryota; Metazoa; Arthropoda; Malacostraca; Decapoda; Penaeidae. The record is from RefSeq and is a predicted model, not a curated record. Bases 44 to 1066 code for a protein of 340 amino acids. Gene Ontology annotation, biological process: regulation of cobalamin catabolic process. The transcript is spliced from 8 exons. Gene Ontology annotation, molecular function: (S)-citramalyl-CoA lyase activity.
CAAAUAAGCGACGUAAACAUUGAGGCGUUGGAGGAAUCCCAAAAUGAAGGCGCUGGGACUUUGCUCUUCCCUCUUUAGGAUUAAUUCGACACAGGCGAAUAAAAAUGGAAUUAAUUUAGCUUUAAGAUUUUCCACCACGUCUACUAUACAGGGACCAGAGAACAGGCGUUACAUACCCAGAAGGGCUGUCCUCUAUGUCCCUGGCAGCGAUGAAAGAAAGCUGAAGAAAAUUCCAAGCCUUGGAGCAGACUGCAUUGUCAUGGACUGUGAAGAUGGAGUUGCACUUUCCAAGAAGGCGACUGCCAGAUCAACCAUCCAUCGUGUCUUAGACAAACAAGAGAUUGAUUUUAUGGGAAAGGACUGCUCUGUGCGAUUCAACAGUGCAGACAGUGGACUGUGUGAAUUGGACAUGGUGGAGGUCCUUUCGGCAGCUCACCUCCCCACCACGGUCCAUCUGCCUAAAGUGGAGUCACCAGAGCAGCUUGACUGGUUUUCUGAAAAGCUGUGUCUGGCUCUUGGCAGUCGGCAGCUUCAAGAAAAACUGCGACUGAUAAUCUUUACUGAGUCGGCUCAGUCACUCCUAGACCUCCCAGCGAUUUGCCGGAGAGGGGUUGAGUUAUCUCGUGAUGCCCCCUUCUGCCUAGAUGGGGUUGUUUUUGGUUCAGAUGACUUCUGUGCUGAUAUUGGUGCUACAAGGACUAAUGAAGCCAAGGAGUUAUCAUUUGCAAGACAAUAUGUUGUUACUGUAGCAAAGGCUUUUAAGCUGCAGGCUAUUGAUCUUGUGUACAUUGAUUACAAAGAUUUGGCAGGGUUGAAAGUCCAAAGUGAAGAAGGAGCUGGUAUGGGUUUUACAGGCAAGCAGGUAAUCCACCCUGGGCAGGUGCCGGUUGUACAGGCUGCAUUUUCUCCAACUCCAGAGAAGGUUGAGUGGGCCAAGGCUCUCAUUCAGGCCUUUGAGGAACACCAGAAGGAAGGAAAGGGAGCCUUCACAUUCAGAGGUAACAUGAUAGACAUGCCACUCCUCCUGCAGGCACGCAACAUUGUGCAGUUGGCAUCAAGUCUGUAAGGAUUAGAAAGAGUUACUGAAAAUGUGAUAAGGAUAAAUAUCACACUAGGUGUUGAUGAUUAACUUUUUGAAAUAUUAUGCAUUUUUCUUUACCUCAUUUUAUAUGAAACCAAAGUACUCAGAAUGUGAGAAAAAUAAUGCAAAUGAAAAUGUUGAUUAAUUAUCAUUAAAUGGGGAUGUGUUGCUAACAUAACUGAACAGAUAUACGAGUAUGUAGGAAUCAAAAUUACAAUUUUUUUUUUAUGUUGAUGGCAGAGAAAGAAGGAGAAAAUAGCCAAGAGAACAAUAAUAACAUUAACCAUCAUUAGAAAGUAUGAAUAUGUGUGGAAAAAAAAAACUUCAGUGAUUGGUCUUUCUGAUUUUAGUACUAAAGAAUAAUGUCAUUAAACUAAUUGAAAAUUUUGAACUAUAGAGUUUCAUCCUGGAGUGAUUGUACCCUUUUGGCUAUUCAGAUGAACCAGACCACUUUAACCUAGUCCUAGUAACUCUUAAGUGGAGUAGCAAGUAGGCAGACUUCCACUUGCCAUUCUCUACAUGGAUGUAAUAUUAUGCCACCCACUGUAUAAGGGUUAAUAAGAAAACUAAAGAAGUGUCUAGCAGGUCAGGAAAUGCUAGUUUCAUAUCCUGGUGGAUCAUUAAUUAUUUAUUAACUGUAUCCUAAUUUCUUUAGUAACAGGGCACAACAUUUCAAAUCUAAAGGCAUAGAAGAAAAAUGAAAUACAUAAAACAGGUAUAUACCCAAAUAUUUUAAUCAUCCAAGAUCAAAUCAUCUGGGUAUGUCAGGUAUAUAAGGUGGACCUAGGGACUCAAUUAUACAGAUAACAAAUAUUAGUUGGAUGAGAAAUAAACAAACAGCCAAAUUACACUGAAGAAGACUUUGGUUGGCUUCUGAACCAUCAUCUGGACAUCUUAGGAAAAAGAUGAUUGGGGAAUCCAAGAAUGAUUAGUGGGUAGUAAGAGAAUCCUCUUCAGAAAUACCAUGACAACAGGAGAAAAUGCAAGCUUUGGAUUGCUAGAAAAAUAUUAUUGUAUUUUUUUUCUGAUGCCUAGCAACUUAUCAGGGCAUCAGGAAUGUUGGAACCAGAAAUAAUCCUGUGAGGUAAUAAUUGACUUUUUUAUGUCAAUUUCAAAUUUAUCUCCAAAAUGAGUAAAGGAAAGCUAUCUUUAACCUUUACAGUAUAUUUACUUUUGUACUUGUAAUGUAAAUAUGAGAAUAUUUUGUGUUAAUAGAUGUAUAUAGAUGAU